Messenger RNA from Trematosphaeria pertusa, 624 nucleotides. Its product is annotated as LexA/Signal peptidase. The transcript has a single exon. Gene Ontology annotation, molecular function: serine-type endopeptidase activity. Gene Ontology annotation, cellular component: membrane; mitochondrial inner membrane peptidase complex. The annotation marks the transcript as partial. Lineage: Eukaryota; Fungi; Ascomycota; Dothideomycetes; Pleosporales; Trematosphaeriaceae. The record is from RefSeq and is a predicted model, not a curated record.
AAAUACGCACGCACCGCCAGCAUCGGCGCCGUCUCCUUCCUCGCCAUCCUCUUCAUCCGCGACCACGUCGUCUCCUUCGACACGGUGCGCGGCUCGUCCAUGGCGCCGACGCUCUCGCCGCACGCGCACGAGACGGGGCGGCUCGACCGCAUCGUCAUUCGGCGCAAUGUGCGCUUCGGCAGGGGCGUGCGCAGGGGCGAUGUGGUGACGUUUUGGAAGCCGCAUCGGCCUGAGGAGAUUAGUAUUAAGCGCGUGGUGGCGGUGGAGGGGGAUACUGUGUAUCCUCACCGCGGGUACGCACUGGAUACGGAGAUUGUGCGGGGCAGGCGGGUUGAGGGGUGGGAUGGGCUGGGUGUGAGGGAUGAGGAUGCGGUUGGGGGGGAGGAGGUGGAGGUAGGGAAGGUGGUGGUGCCGAGGGGGCAUGUUUGGGUGGAGGGGGAUAAUUGGAGGAGGAGCUAUGAUAGUUGUGAUUUUGGGCCGGUUAGUUUGGGGUUGGUGGAUGGGAAGGCGGUGAUGGUUUGGAGGGAUUGGUUUGAUUGGAGAUUUGUGGGGGACGAGAGGGAGAAGGGGCAUAGGAGUAGGGUUGUGGAGGGCGAAAAGAUUCCGCCGGGCUUGUUUGAUGAU